Messenger RNA from Oppia nitens, 1101 nucleotides. Its product is annotated as C-type mannose receptor 2-like. The transcript is spliced from 3 exons. Bases 11 to 1078 code for a protein of 355 amino acids. The record is from RefSeq and is a predicted model, not a curated record. NCBI's taxonomy places the organism in Eukaryota, Metazoa, Arthropoda, Arachnida, Sarcoptiformes, Oppiidae.
UAAAUACAUUAUGAAAUCACUAUUGAUUUUAAUAGUACUGUAUACUAUUAAUUAUAUUGAAUCGGUCGAUAAAUGUCCGGCCGGUUGGGAUGUAUACGAUGAUCAACUAAAAUGUUUGAAAAUAAUUGAAGAUCCAUUGGUAACCUAUGCUAAAGCUGUGGAAAUGUGCGGAAAACUGGCUCCGGGAUCAACACUAUUGACUAUACAUUCCCGAGGGGAACAGGACUACCUAAAUAACUACCUAUAUGUCCAACAUGGUGUAGUCGAUACUAUAUGGUUGGGUGGUAAACUUAGUAACAAUCAGAUGACCUGGCAAGAUAAUAGUCCGGUUAACUUUACCAAUUGGUACCCGGGUGAACCGCAAAAUUCUGAUACAGUUGACUGUGUGGAACAACAUGUCGAACCAACCAUUCAGGGUAAAUGGUAUGAUAUUGAUUGUCUAAAACAUAAUCAAGUUGUUUGCCAAUUGAAACAAACACUACCGCCACCAACACUACCGCCAACACUACCGCCAACACUACCGCCAACACUACCGCCAACACUACCGCCAACACUACCACCAACAUCAACACCAGUUGAUCUUGAACAAUUAAUUAGGUCGUUAGAAAAUUAUACGGAAAACCUGCAACAACAAAUCAAUGAAUUGGCAAAUAAUUUAUCUAGCCUCGAACAGCAACAACAUGGUCAAGUAUCUACAACUACCGUUCCCAUAGGCUAUAUCUAUGUACAACUAUCUGGUCAACUGAAAGCCGCCGAUUUAUGGCCGCCGCCAAUUAAAUGGCAAGAUAUUACCGCCCAAUACGCGGGUUUGUUUUUCCGAGCCGAAGGCCAAGGUUCGGCACCGUUUGGUCAGAUACAGGCGGCCAAUUCCACCCGGUUGUCAACUAUCCGAACAUGGUCAUGCUAUACGGGUGACCAUGGUAGCCAAUGUGAUACCUAUACGACCGAAAUUGCUGAAACCGGUUGGAGUCAGGAAAUUGUUCGCAAAGAUUUUGCUAACGAUAUGUAUUUCUAUAUGACUUCCGGUGAGAAUCGGCCCCGAAAUCAGGCCAUCCGUAUAUUCAAACGUAUUGCUUGAACAAUACAGAAGCGGGAGGGGAG